Molecule: messenger RNA, 2243 nt
Organism: Papaver somniferum (opium poppy)
Lineage: Eukaryota; Viridiplantae; Streptophyta; Magnoliopsida; Ranunculales; Papaveraceae
Exons: 10
Coding region: 289-1890 (533 amino acids)
Source: RefSeq, a predicted model, not a curated record
AAGUAAAAUCAGUCGUGUAGGAUAGCACUGCUGUACUUUGAAACGAUGCGCCCAGAAAUAAGAAUAGAGGAUUUCGAAUGGUGGUGGUUGGCUGGUUGUUGAUACCGUUUGUUUGCCCCUAAGUAUUGUCGCAACUCUCUCUUAGACUCAUUUGGUUUCAAAUCUAGGGCAACAAAGGAAAAAAAGAAGAAGAAGAAGGGGCGAUUAACGGGAAAAAAUAAAAGUGGCGAUUAUGUACUGGUAAACUAUGGUUUGAUACAUCGAGAACGGAAUGCUAGAUAUUGUUAAAUGGCGGGAUAUGCAGUUAUACCGUCAUUUGCUAAGCUACAGCAGCAGACAAGCUAUUAUAGACUGAGCCAACUUAUACCUAGAAAUUCUUGUUUCACAACAGUGGAAAGAAGGUCCUCAUAUAAGAACCGUGGAGUAACAUCUCUUUCUCCGGCAUGGGAAGCAUAUGGGCUAAGUGGUCCUUCCAUUUUGAAGGGACAUUUUCAUGUAAAAGAGAGGUCAGUUAGGUGUUGUUGCCUUGGGAUGAUAAACUCGGAGAUUACACCUUUCAGCGGUGUAUUCAUUGUCGAUCAAGUACUUUUAACGGCCACUAUAAUCCUUGCAUAUAUGGCUGGAGUAGUAGUGCCUUCGAAGAAUGGUUAUUUUACUUUUAGAAAGAAUGUCUCAGAUUGUGAUGUCGUUCCUGACUCUACCUCUUUUGGUAGUACAGCGAAGAGUGAUCGCCAGGUAAAUGUAGAGUAUGCUUGGGAUGCAGUGAAAAAGAAGCUUAUUGGUGCCCUUGAUGCUGCUCAAUAUGAUGGUAAUCUGGAUAGUAGAAUUGCUGAGCGCAAUAAUCAGAAUGCGAAACACCCAUUAAGUUUAUAUGCCCUCGGUGAAGCUCCCAGGUUACGCCUGCUUUUCAUUACCUUGCAACAACUCGAGAAAGAGGUCAAUUGCAUCUCAGGUGGCUGUGGAGAUAUUGGAAGAGAUGAUCGAUUAGCAGAAGUAUCAAGAAUUAUACAAAAAUCCACUCCAGUAAUUUUUGAUACAUGGCUAGAGCAUGAACUCUCUCUGGAAAAUAGGAAGCACAAUAAGAAUGUAUUUCCGACAAUGUACAAAAAGUUGGAAGGAGAUCAAAGUAUUCUACGUAACAUUGAAAAUUCUGGCAAGGAAGAUCUCUAUGCAGAAUUCUUAUUCUUCCUCAGACAUCGCUCCCUCGGAGUUGGUUGCCGCUAUGAUGUAAACUUGUUUGUCCUGUUUGGGGUUGACAUCUUAGAAGAUCUGGUGAUUAAUUUAGCAGAUGGGAUUACAAGUAAUUAUUUGGAACUGAUUUCAGUUGACAGUAAUAUGUCCAAGGAUAUGAAUCGCCUAGGUUUGAUCUUGUGUUCUAUGUCUACUCGAGAACUUCAAAAAUUGCGCAAUGAGGUAGCAUUGAAUAAGUGGAUGCACCAAAAUAUGGACUCAAUAAUAUCAAUGUAUGAGGACCAUUUUGACUUGUCAACAUUUAGUGUCCGUCUUCCUGAGGAUUCAGACAGUAGUGAGGCAAAGAAUCUGCACUGGUGGCAGAAGCUUCCCCUCAAGAAACCUGCCCGUCCAAUAUCCAUGUUGCACUAUGUUGUGAUAAGCCAACUGUCCAUGGCUGUAAAACGAACCGAGGAACUAAGGGCCUUGACAGGAUGGAGAUAUUAUUUCAGCUUAUUUCUUGAGUUCUCUGAUAUUUCAAUGCCGCUGGUUAAAGCAAUUUUUGGGAAAGUCAGCAGUGCUAUUUCAUUUUUGCUGGUUUCCUUAAUUGGGAGGUCCCUAGGACUUAUCUACCGCGGGAUAAGGCAGUCCCUUGGGUGGAGAUGCAGGGCAUGGCUAAGUCUAAUUUUGAAGAUCGUUCAACUCGACAAAGUCAAGUAGCAGCAUUGUCCAACGACCCCGUGGUCCAGAGGAACAAAAUUAUAUAGAGGAAAUGUUAACAUAUUCUGUACUUUAAUUAGGAUAAUAUACUACAUCAAACUGCACACAGAAAGUAAGCGGCGCAUAUAAUAGCCCAUUGAUGACUCAGGAAAGUUUUAUAGUUAAAGAAUUCUGCAUUUGUCCUCAUAGAAUUUCUUCAAGGCUAUCUGAUAAAUUAGGAGUGAGUUCAUAUAAACAGGUGGGAAGGAAGGUUUCAAGUUACAUUGUAAUCUGCAAUUCUGUAAUUCUCUCUGCAGUUUAAAAUGAUAACACUAUAGCUUGAGUUAGUUAAGUCGGUUUUGCAGAACAUUGUG